Messenger RNA from Aspergillus eucalypticola CBS 122712, 2343 nucleotides. RefSeq lists its product as uncharacterized. The transcript is spliced from 5 exons. Bases 39 to 2174 code for a protein of 711 amino acids. The record is from RefSeq and is a predicted model, not a curated record. NCBI's taxonomy places the organism in Eukaryota, Fungi, Ascomycota, Eurotiomycetes, Eurotiales, Aspergillaceae.
CCACUACCCCGCACGCGCAUUUCCGCAAUUCUUACACAAUGGCGGAUGACGAAGAGCGCAUCAAGGCUGAGAAGCUAGCUGCCGCGAAGAAAAGGGUAGCCCAGCUUCAAAAACAGAAAAAGAAAGCAAACAAGAAAGCCGCCAGCGUCGAUACCUCCAAAGAUACCACCCCCGCUGCUGCUGCUGCUGCUGCCGAGUCCUCAGAACCAGCCAAGGAAAAUGCGCCCGCGGCGUCGUCUCCGGAACCUGCGCCCACACCGGCUACAGAGAAGGAGGGAGGGGAGGAAGGUGCUAGUGCUGCGCCGGAGGUAGAGGAGACACAGACAGAGAAGGCGACAGAGCCAGAACCGAAGACAGAAGCUCAAGCCGAAACCACCACAUCGGACGAGAAAGCAGAGAAGAGCGAAGAUAAGGAACAAGAACAACCCAAGGACGAGAAGAAAGAAACCGAAGCCCCCGCAGCAGAAGAAGAAGAGACCGAGCCUAUGCCCGAUGCGCCCACGUCGCCUGCGUCAGCGCACGGUCGACAGCCCUCUCUAUCUAUCCAGUCGAAGAUGCGGUCAUCGUCGUUCCGGAAGGGAUCCAUGUCGCAGGGAAGCAGUGGGUCGCCGUCGCCGGCGGCGAGUGCGAUGCUGAAGUCGCCUUCGUUGCCGCCAUUGAGCGCGGAUGGCGAGGCUGUGCAGGAAGUGUAUCGGAAGCAGUCGACGCGGAUUGAGGAGUUGGAGAAGGAUAAUAAGCGGUUGGAGAAGGAGUUGGAGGAGGGGAAGGGACGGUGGAAGAAGACGGAGGAGCAGUUGGAGGAUCUCCGGGAGGCUAGUGUGGAUGUUGCGGAGUUGAAGGUGAAGUUGCAGGAUGCGGAGGCGAAGGUGGGGGAGAUUGAGGAGUUGAAAGCAGAAAUCGCAUCCCUGCAGAGACAAAACUCGCAUCUGCAAACUCGCACGCAUCGAAGCACCGCCAGCGUCUCUGUGCCCGGCCGAUCGGAGUCUCCGCCAGCGGACCUGGUGCAGCAAUUAGAAUCCAAGUCCGCGACUAUCGAAGCGAUGGAAUUGGAAAUCUCAAACCUGCGCGCACAGCUCACAUCGAGCAGCGCACAUGAGGCCCAAAUAGCAGCGCUCGAAGAGAAGCUCUCCGGCAGUGAAUCCGCGCUCGAGAAAGCCCAGCGCGAGCUAACCGACACCAAGAGCGCGCUGACCCGCGCCUCAGAAAAGGCCGUCAAAGAAGGCGUGGACAAGACCUCCACAGAGACACUAAUCAAGAACCUCCAGCGCGAGCUCGAAGAGCUCAAACAAGAGAAGACCACAACAGACAAGAAAGCCGAGACCCUCGAAAAGAAGCUCGAAGCCAUGGGCAACCUACACAAAGAAUCCGAAGCCCGGCAUCAAACCCGUCUCCGCGAGACCGAGAAGAUCGAAAAAGAAGCCGCAGUCCUCCGCAAACGACUCGCAGACGUAGAGAACGAGAACCUCCGCCUCAAAGAAGAACAAGAAUCUCUCCGUAAACGACAUGCCACGGACCACGGCAGCGCCGGCGCCGACGACGACGCCCUCGACGAACUCGAAGACGAAGAACGCUCUCGUCUGCACCGCCGCAUCCGCGACCUCGAAGGCGAAGUCUUCGACCUCCGUCGCGGCGUCUGGAAAGAACGUCGCGAGGAACUUGACCAUGCCCAUCACCUCCACUCCCCAGACACCUCCUUCCCCCAUACAUCCUCACCAUCUGCCGCCACAGCAGCAGCAAACACCUUCGACGACGUCGACCUCAUCGGCGGAACCCCCGACCACGCCUCCCAACAGCAACAACACUCCUCCUUCUCCACAGUCCUAUCCUCCGGACUCGCCGCCUUCACCGGCGGAAACACCUUCUACGGUGGAGGCAGUGGUAGCGGUAGCGGUAGUAGUGCUACCCGCGGCCGCGCUUCCUCAAACCAGCAGCACCAUCAGCCCGCCACACGGGGCAGUCUGGAGCUCCUCUCCGAGGAAAACUUCGAUGAUGAGUUCGACGAGGCGGAGUUUGCGCGCGCACAGGCUGAAGAGGAGGCGCGGAAGAGGGUCGAAUGGGUACGCGAGAUUAAGAAGAAGCUUAAGGAUUGGCAUGGUUGGCGGUUGGAUUUGGUGGAUAGUAGGGCUGGCGCAGAGGGGGCGGGUGUGGGUAUGGGAGAGAUUUUUCAGAUUUAGAUCUUCUUCUUCUUCUUCUUCUUCUUCUUCUUUUCUUGUCCCCUUCCGGUUUAGUUUUAUUUUAUUUUGGUUUAUUGAAUGGGAAUGAUACCGUGGGUUGCGGGGAUUGGGGUGAAAUGGACUUUGUGUUUGAUGUGAGCGGGGUUAGUUUUUUUUUUUUUUUUUGUUU